AUGUUAACAAUGCCCAAAAGGUUCACUUUACAUGGGAAUAAUAGUACAAGUUCAUCUCAUUCUAAAAUGGGAAGUCCUAGUAUAAACACCAAAGGAAGAUCAUUCUUUGGAAUAAGUCUAGGGAAACAUGAUUCAUUAGAUUCAGAUCAAGUAGAAUCACCAACAAGUUCACAUCAUUCUGAACAACAAAAUCAAAAUCAAGAACAAGAUCAUCAUUCACCACCUUCUUCUAAAAAUUCAUCACCACCAAAUGAUAAUCAUCAUCAUUCAAUGUUGGAAUUGAAAAGAUUCUUUAGACCUAAUAAUAAAAAACAUAACAAUAAUAAUCAUCAAAGCCCCAAUGGUUCAAAUUCAACUUCAAAAUUAUCUUCCGCCCUACCAAGUUCAAGUUCAAUUUCUCUGUCAAGACCAGAUCCUUUCGAUGCAGAUGGUUGUUUAGUACAAAAAUAUGGUAAACUGGGUAAAAUCUUAGGUUCAGGUGCCGGUGGUUCUGUUCGUUUAUUAACAAGACCUUCUGAUGGUGUUACAUUUGCUGUAAAAGAAUUUAGAGCUAUAAGACCUGGUGAACAAGCUAAAGAUUAUGCUAAAAAAUGUACUGCUGAAUUUUGUAUUGGUUCAACUUUACAUCAUCCAAAUAUUAUUCAAACUUUAGAUAUAGCUCAUGAAAAUGGUCAUUAUUUUGAAGUUAUGGAAUAUUGUCCAAUUGAUUUCUUUGCCGUUUUUAUGAGUGGUAAAAUGACUAGAGGUGAAAUAAAUUGUUGUUUAAGACAAAUUACUGAAGGUGUUAAAUAUUUACAUGAUAUGGGAUUAGCUCAUCGUGAUUUAAAACUUGAUAAUUGUGUUGUAACAAAAGAUGGUAUUUUAAAAUUGAUUGAUUUUGGUUCUGCUGUGGUUUUCAGAUAUCCAUUUGAAGAACAUUUAGUUAAAGCUCAUGGUGUUGUAGGUUCUGAUCCUUAUUUAGCUCCUGAAGUUCUUUGUCAAAGAGAAUAUGAUCCUCAACCAGUUGAUAUAUGGUCAAUUGCAAUCAUUUAUUGUUGUAUGACUUUGAAAAGAUUCCCAUGGAAAGUUCCUAAAUCAACAGAUCCAUCAUAUAAACUGUAUUGUAUGCCAGAUGAUGAACCUCAUAAUUAUUAUAAAUCUGCAGAACAGCACAAGAUAUUAUUAGCUAAAAGAAGAGCUGAAAGAUUAAAAUUAAAUAAUGGAACUUCAAAUGAUCAAGAUUCAAAAGUUGAAAAAAUUACUGAAGUCUUGAAAGAUACCACAAUUGAACCAAAUCAAAAUAUUCAAAAUAAUACAGCUUCAAGUUCAGAUAAAUCUUUACAUUCAAUUACUGAUCCAAAAUCUGAAGUAAAAAAUUAUAUCCAUAAUAAUAAUAGUAAAAGACCAUCACCACCACAAGAACAAAAAUCACAUCAUCGUACCAUACAUGGUCCUUAUAGAUUAAUGAGAUUAUUACCUCAUGCAGCAAGACCAAUAAUAUCAAGAAUGUUAACAGUUGAUCCAAAUAGAAGAGCAACUUUUAAAGAAAUUUUCCAAGAUGAAUGGUUUAGUACAAUUACACCAUGUACAAUUAAUAAAAAAGGUGAAGUUGUUCAUGCUCCUGGUCAUCAUCAUACAUUUGUUGAAGGUGAUGAAGCACAUUUGGAUAGUUAUAAACCUAAUGUUUCAAAUCAUAAACAAUCUGUUGCAAAUCAAAUUCAACAUGUGCAUUAA
This is a messenger RNA of Hansenula ciferrii, 1713 nucleotides long. RefSeq names its product putative serine/threonine protein kinase HRK1 (gene HRK1). NCBI's taxonomy places the organism in Eukaryota, Fungi, Ascomycota, Saccharomycetes, Phaffomycetales, Wickerhamomycetaceae. The transcript has a single exon. Bases 1 to 1713 code for a protein of 570 amino acids. The record is from RefSeq and is a predicted model, not a curated record. Gene Ontology annotation, biological process: intracellular signal transduction; protein phosphorylation. Gene Ontology annotation, molecular function: protein serine/threonine kinase activity; ATP binding.